This is a messenger RNA of Aspergillus glaucus CBS 516.65, 1404 nucleotides long. RefSeq lists its product as uncharacterized. Bases 478 to 1260 code for a protein of 260 amino acids. The transcript is spliced from 3 exons. The record is from RefSeq and is a predicted model, not a curated record. Lineage: Eukaryota; Fungi; Ascomycota; Eurotiomycetes; Eurotiales; Aspergillaceae.
GUCAUACUCAAAACUCCGAGGUCUAAAGGAAGUCUUUCCGCGAGUGCUUUCCGAACAAUACGUGGGGAAGCAUAACCGAGAACCAGUCGACUGCGGAGGAUCGCCCUGUAGAAAAGUCAAGAGUGUAGUCAUAGGAUUACCAGAAUAAUUACUUUGCUGCUAUUCUGAAAGACAUAAAUACCCUCGUUAUUCUCUCUUUCAUUGCCCUCAUCUUCUCUUCUUCGCACGUAUCAAUCUGUCCUCCUACUAUACUGAGCUCUACUCAGUACAUCGCAUCACUCUAGCAUCGACCGGGCCAGAUCCCCCCACCGAUCUUCCCAACAACAGGCAUUGGCAUUCAUUGCUGUUUUAUCUCCUUUUCGUCAUCUCAUAAAUAGCCAUCCCUCUCAUCUUUUCAAUUCUGCAUUCUCAUCUUCUCAUCUUUGCAUUUACAUUUUCACUUUCACUCACGUCAUCUCUGAUUCUCUACAUACCACAAUGGCUGCUCCCCGUUCGUCUUCGUUGCGUGCCCUGCGCAUUCUCUCUCAGCAGAACCCGGCUACUCCCUGCCUUCGUCGGAACCUCCACAUCACUGGCGCUCAGUCUGCCCAGCCUGCCAAUGUCGCAGACAGAACCUCUCUGUACUCUGCUCAGACUCUUCCCGAUCUCAAGUCGGAAUGCAAGAAACGGUCUCUGACUGCUGGCGGUAGCAAGAAUGAGCUUGUUGAACGUCUUGCCAACCAUGACUUCCUCCAGUCCCGUGCUUUCAGCAUCGCCAUGAGAAGAAUCAACGGCAAUGCCUUCGCAGACAGCGCCAGCCGUGAAUUCAACACCUCCCGCUCCCAGAAAGCCGUCAAUGACUCAUCUACCGUCGACUUUGCCUACAUGCCCUCGAUGGAAGAGCUCCAUGCGUCGGCCCCUAACCCCGGCCCCCGCAUCCCGAUCCUUCCCGACCUCUACAAAUCUGCCGAACCCGCCCUGACCACUCCUACCGCGGCCACCGGCAACUACCCGCCCAUGAAGCCCCAGGUUUACACCGUGGCUGGCUCCACCUCCGACGUGGCUGCCAGUCCCCUGUCGGAAGUUGUGGACAACCAUGCCGUGGACAUCGACCCGUUCUCGCUGACUGAGACGGUCGGGCGAUCGCGUCUGGGUGAGAUGCUGCAGCGGCAAGGCGGGUUUUCUUUUAGGAGUUCUCGCCAGCCCGGAGAAAAGGGGGUGAUUGGGGAAUUAAUGAGUUCCAUGGUGGAGGACAUUUUCCCUAAGCAGCUGCGGAAGUAACGGAUACCCGGGAUGACUUUCUUUUGUUACUUUCGCGUUUGUCAUUAGCGUUUAUGAUUUAAUAGCCUUGGCGGUUGUUCUGUUCCUUUCUUGUGUUGUUAUGGUUAGGGAUUCAAUAAUACCAAUUACCGCCGAUUGACGGAC